AUGGGUCUCCCAGAAACCACGAGUGACGAUGUGAACAAUGACGGCCAACAAUGCUGGCGUCAGUGGGAGCCUGAUCACGAGCCUCCUACAGAUGACAAGCCCGAUUUACAAGAUGAGACCUGUGCCACCAGCGAUGGACCAUACUUGGCAUCAUCACGACCGAUACUUUGGCCAUUGUCGAACGGCGGGGUAUCUAACAAUACACUGGCGCCGCUUAACCAUCACAACCAGCUCACACGGUUUAUGGCCAAGCAAGCACUCGGCUAUAUUCCUAAGCUCAAAGCAUGCAGCCCCGACCGCACCGCACUUCCGACCUUUCAGCUGCCUCGUAUCGGCACUCCGCCAUUGUCGCCUCAGAAAUGGGCUAGUCCAUCUCCAUUUGUAAGCCAAGAGAAAGCUGAGGGCGGUCGUCCUAGUCUACCAGCUCUUGGCUCGAGCACCGGUAGCUUUAUUCAGCGGUCCAGUAGCUUCUCUGAGAGCUGUGUGUCCCCAAUUCCACCGUUGAAGUUGCAAUAUCAGGAGACGACGCAUCACACAAUGUCUAUCGCGGACCUGUGCCAGCCAUUCCGUUACAUGCGCGCAGCUUCGUGUCCAUCUGACACAAACCCGCCAAAGUCCGCCCCAACUACGCCUCAGCCGAACGUUGACAAAACCUGGAGACCAACUAUUGAGUCGCUAAACUAUCCGUGGACUCAAAGAUGUUGUGGUGAUGCAGAAAUCUCGCAUCGUGAUCAACCGCGAACCUCAUCACUUGUGGAGAAUGAGUGCCAGCCCAAGCGCCUGGAGCGGAGUAGCUCUGUGGACGCUCCCACGCUAAUGCGCCAUCUCAAGCGCACUGCAGCCGAGUCAAUCGAUCUGACGCAGUGGCUUGACCAUCCAGGUCGAAACUCGCUGCUUUCAUUGGCCGACUCGGCCGAUUCCAUGUACCAACUAGAACAGGCCGGUCGCUCUAUGCGCAUCUCGGACUCCCCUCGGUCAGACCCCGUGACGCCGCACGAGGCAAAACGCGAAAAGAAGCUAUGUGCUUUUCCCCAGUGUGCCAGCAAUGCUGUGACGCGCGGCCUAUGUAUCAGUCAUGGCGGAGGCCGCCGGUGUCAACGUAAGGGCUGCACACGCGGCGCACAGAGCAAGGGACUAUGCGUAGCGCAUGGUGGUGGCCGCAUUUGCCGCGCUGCUGGAUGCUCCAAUAUUCAGCGCAGCAUGGGGCUCUGCAUCCGCCACGGCGGCGGUCGGCGCUGUAGUAUCAAAGGCUGUCAGAAGGGCGUCGUGCGGCAAGAUCUGUGCACAGCGCACGGCGGCAAACGCAAGUGCCGAGUGCCUGAGUGCACGAAACACGUCAAAAAGAAAGGGUUGUGCCGAGCACAUGCCAACUCCAUGUAUACUACGUCGAGCCCGCAAUAA
Molecule: messenger RNA, 1401 nt
Organism: Plasmopara halstedii
Lineage: Eukaryota; Oomycota; Peronosporomycetes; Peronosporales; Peronosporaceae
Exons: 1
Coding region: 1-1401 (466 amino acids)
Source: RefSeq, a predicted model, not a curated record